AGACAGUAGGCGAGAGUAAACAAGGAUCCUGAGAAUUACUGCUCUGGGGUUCUCAAUAUGGCCACAAUGGGUGCUGGUCAAAUAUUGACAAUCUUGUUAUUUGUUCUGGUAAAUGGAGAGGUCACUUCAGGACAAACAACCACUGUCACUCCAGCUACCAUGACCAUAAACGAAACAACAGCCGCUACAGCUGUUGUAACAAGCACCACCUCUGAAGCAACAACCACAGGUGUUGCAACAACCACCACAUCAGUUCAAACAUCAACCACAGCUCAUACAAUAACAACAACCGCAUCAGCUCCAACAGCAACCAUAGAAGCUCCAUUAGCUACCACAGCUCCAACUGCAACUACAUCAGCUCCGACAACAGCUCCAACAGCAACCACAGCUGACACAACAACCACCACAGGUGCUCCAACAACUAUCACCGCAGCUCCAACAGCAACCACAGUGGCUCCAACAACAACAGGUACUGCAACAACAGCCACAACAGCUGCAACAACCACAGCAGCUGCAACAACAGCCACGGCUGCUGCAUCAACAACAACGGCUGCUCUUGCAACUACAACAGCUGCUCCAACAACAUCAGCUGCUGCUCCAGAUACCACAGGUGCUCCAACAACAACAGGUUCUUCAACAUCAACCACAGCAACUGCAACAGCAGCCACAGCUGCUGCAUCAACAACGACAGCUGCUCUUGCACCUAUAACAGCUGCUUCAACAACCACAGCAGCUCCAACAACAACAACCAUAGGUGCUCCAACAACAACCACAGCUGUGCCAACAACAACAACAGCAACCACAGCUGCUCCAACAACAACAGGUUCUUCAACAUCAACCACAGCAACUGCAACAGCAGCCACAGCUGCUGCAUCAACAAUGACAGCUGCUCUUGCACCUAUAACAGCUGCUUCAACAACCGCAGCAGCUCCAACAACAACAACCACAGGUGCUCCAACAACAACCACAGCUGUGCCAACAACAACAACAACAACCACAGCUGCUCCAACAACAACAGGUUCUUCAACAUCAACCACAGCAACUGCAACAGUAGCCACAGCUGCUGCAUCAACAACGACAGCUGCUCUUGCAACUAUAACAGCUGCUUCAACAACCGCAGCUGCUCCAACAACAACAGGUUCUUCAACAUCAACCACAGCAAUUGCAACAGCAGCCACAGCUGCUGCAUCAACAACGACAGCUGCUCUUGCACCUAUAACAGCUGCUUCAACAACCGCAGCAGCUCCAACAACAACAACCACAGGUGCUCCAACAACAACCACAGCUGUGCCAACAACAACAACCAAAGCUGCUCCAACAACAACAGGUUCUUCAACAUCAACCACAGCAACUGCAACAGCAGCCACAGCUGCUGCAUCAACAACGACAGCUGCUCUUGCACCUAAAACAGCUGCUUCAACAACCGCAGCAGCUCCUCCAACAACAACCAAAGCUGCUCCCAUACCAGUUGUUAUUCUUACCGCAGUUGUUGUCACACCCUAUCAACCUGCGCUUGCCGAUAAAAGCAGUCCACAAUUUAAGGCACUUGAGGCACAAGUGGUACAAGUGUAUGAUAUUAUUUAUAAAGCUCGAUAUGGCCGACUUUUCAUCCGUGUUAUUGUUAUAGCAUUUAGAUCUGCUGCGACGAGAACGCGUGAGUCUAACACUGAAGCAGAGGUACAGCUUGUGUUUAACGAAACUGCAACACCUGCAGAAAUCCCAAAGGCUGCAGAUGUAGCACAAACCUUAAAAGAAGCUGUGUCAAAUCCCAACAAUACUUUCAACUUAACUGUUGAUGCUGCAUCUGUCCAAGUAUUCACAAUAAUCCCAACAACUGCAGUCCCCACAGUCAAUACUACUGAUACUGGAAACACAACCAGAGCUGCAGCCAACACAUCUACAUCUGUUGCAACAAUAAAUAUAACAGCACUUCUAACAACCACCACAGUUGCUGGAACUACAACCACAGCUGCAGCCAACACACCUACAUCUGCUGCAACAUUAAAUAUAACAACCACCACAGUUGCUACAACACCAACAGCAGCUCCAACAACAACCACAGUUGCUACAACACCAACAGCAGCUCCAACAACAACCACAGUUGCUCCCAUACCAGUUGUUAUUCUUACCGCAGUUGUUGUCACACCCUAUCAACCUGCGCUUGCCGAUAAAAGCAGUCCACAAUUUAAGGCACUUGAGGCACAAGUGGUACAAGUGUAUGAUGUUAUUUAUAAAGCUCGAUAUGGCCGACUUUUCAUCCGUGUUAUUGUUAUAGCAUUUAGAUCUGCUGCGACGAGAACGCGUGAGUCUAACACUGAAGCAGAGGUACAGCUUGUGUUUAACGAAACUGCAACACCUGCAGAAAUCCCAAAGGCUGCAGAUGUAGCACAAACCUUAAAAGAAGCUGUGUCAAAUCCCAACAAUACUUUCAACUUAACUGUUGAUGCUGCAUCUGUCCAAGUAUUAACAAUAAUCCCAACAACUGCAGUCCCCACAGUCAAUACUACUGAUACUGGAAACACAACCAGAGCUGCAGCCAACACAUCUACAUCUGUUGCAACAAUAAAUAUAACAGCACUUCUAACAACCACCACAGUUGCUGGAACUACAACCACAGCUGCAGCCAACACACCUACAUCUGCUGCAACAUUAAAUAUAACAACCACCACAGUUGCUACAACACCAACAGCAGCUCCAACAACAACCACAGUUGCUACAACACCAACAGCAGCUCCAACAACAACCACAGUUGCUACAACACCAACAGCAGCUCCAACAACAGUGAAGCUGUUGCAAUUUCGAUCUGUUGGAGAGACAUUUACUAAUGACUUGCUGAAUUCAUCAUCUACAGUGUUCAAAACACGAGCCAAUUUGACAGUGACAACAAUUGAACCUUUCUACAAGAGAGCAUUUCCUUCAUUUCGUUCAUUAAGUGUGACUGGAUUCAGCAAUGGAUCAAUCAUCACUGACAUUACCAUUCGGUUUGAAUCUACAUCAGUCCCAAAUAACACUGAGAUUGGAAAUGUUUUGAUCAAUGCAGCACCAAACAUAACAGUUUUCACCAUUACCAGAGACUCUGUUGUUGUCAGUGACAUAGCAACAACUGUUGGUACUACUGGUGCUACUACAGCUACAAAUACAAGCAUGGCAACUCCUACAACCGCCACAUCUGUAACAACUGUUGAGUCAGUAACAGAACUACUGCUACAAUUCAAAUCAAAUGAAAUAUUUAUACAAGGCUUGGCCGAUCAGACAUCUACUGCAUUUAAAAAUCGAAGCACACUGAUAGCGACAACACUUACAUCCUUUUACAGCAGAGCAUUUUCUUCAUUCCGCUCACUGAGAGUCAUUUUUUUCAGUCCUGGAUCAAUUAUCAACAACUUGGCCAUUGGAUUUUCAUCUUCAUCGGUUCCUAAUCCAAGUGAGAUUGGAAAGGUUUUGAUCAAUGCAGCAUCCAACAUAACAUCCUUCAACAUUAACACCACCUCUGUGUCUGUGAAUGGCAUACAAGUAUCACAUGCAGUGAGCCACAACAUCAGUCUCCUCACUGCAUCCUGCAUGGUGCUGCUGUCAUGGCUGCUGUCAGGCCAGCAAUAAUAUCUGUGCUGCUGCUCUUCUUAAAUCACUUUAGAAAUGUCUGCUGUGACUGUGUAUGAAAAGGACUUUGUUCCCAAUGGAAAACCAAGAAGAUCUUCUGGUAGAGAGCAAUCAUAGUAUGGCUUAGAAGGAACUAUGCUAAAAUUAACCUUUGUGUUAUCAUCGAUAUUUACAUAAUUUCUAACAAAUUAGACAUUGAUUAUCAAUGUGUAAUACAAGUCCUGUGAUGCAGUCAUAAUCAAAGGUGGACAUAUUAAUUCAAUCAUGUUUUAAUCCAUAAAGGGUCUCCUGAGCUUGUGAUUCUGAUGGAAAAGAAUGAAAGUGAUAUUUAGAAACAACUAUGUAUUAAAUUUAAAGUUGCACAUUAACAAUGAAGGAUAACUGCAAAAGCACAUCUACUUAAUCAUAACUCAUAUCCUGAAUGGAAAUUUUAAUCAUUUUCCUGUUGAUAUUCCUCGACUCACAUCCAUGAAGGAAAGAACCUAAUCCACUGAAAAAGUAAUGUGUGUAAUUAUUAAUGAAUAAUAUAAGGUCAGAUUGUGUGAAAUGAAUGAAAGUGACAUGAUCUCCACACCCUCACCCCUCACCCCCACAGCUCCUCCAACAAACUGGACACAGCUGGACUGUGGCAUUCCUGAAAUAUAAGCUGCACGAACAAUGUCCUGUAUGAUCACCCAAUCACGUUUUAUAUAUUUAAAUCUAUUUAUACUGUGUGUGACUGUUCCUAUAAUUUAUAUGCUUAUAGUAAGGAACAACAAUACAAAAUGAUUAGUUUACUCAUAUCAAAAAUUAAAAACACAACAAAUAUCUAGAUUUUAUCAAUGUAAUGCCUGUUUUCCUUCUCAAGUAAGUCCAAAAAAAUAGU
Archocentrus centrarchus (flier cichlid) is the source of this 4462-nucleotide messenger RNA. RefSeq names its product mucin-5AC-like. Bases 58 to 3597 code for a protein of 1179 amino acids. The record is from RefSeq and is a predicted model, not a curated record. The transcript is spliced from 16 exons. Lineage: Eukaryota; Metazoa; Chordata; Actinopteri; Cichliformes; Cichlidae.